AUGAGCGAUCCGGUAAAGAGCUAUAAUAAAUUGAGACGUCAAGGAUCGCGUAGCUCUGUGCUUGCUGCUGAAGCUGGUAAAAAACGAUUCAAUGGAGCGACAGCUGAAUCGUUGGGCAUGUCGUCUUGGGUUCAACAUAAGAAACACUUUUUUAUUCUUAGCAGUGCUGGAAAACCUGUAUGGACGAGAUAUGGCGACGAGUCGCGGAUAUCAUCUUUAAUGGGAGUGAUUCAAGCAAUUAUCUCCUUUUUUCAAGACGGAGAUGAUACGAUAAAAUCAAUCAAUGCAGGUAAUCACAAGUUUGUCUUUGUACACAAGGAGCCCUUAUAUUUCGUUGCUGUAUCAAGGACAGGCGAAUCGGAUGUGCAGUUACGAGAUCAGCUGCUCUACCUGCACAAUCAAAUCAUUAGCGUCUUGACAAGCGCUCAACUCACAAAAAUAUUUGAGCAGCGCGUGAAUUUCGAUCUUCGUCGUCUAUUAGGUGGCACCGAGGUGUUUUUGGAUAGCUUAUCAACGCUUUUCAACAAGGAUCACAGUUUCAUGCUGAGCGCGCUUCAAGUUCUCAGGCUAAACAGGAAUGUGCGCGAGCAAGCAGGGUCUAUUAUAUCGAACGGGCAUGUGAAGGACCUCCUAUAUGCCAUGAUUGUAGCAAAAGGGCGGUUAGUGACACUUUUACGGCCACGGCGGCACAGUUUGCAUCCAUCAGAUCUCCACUUAUUGUUUAAUAUGCUGACGGGCUCGACAACUUUCCAUGCGGCUGAAUCAUGGACACCACUCUGUUUACCCAAAUUCAACUCUAAAGGUUUUCUCCAUGCAUACAUAUGCUAUAUUGCAAAAGAUGUAUCCAUUGUGAUGAUAAGCACAGACAAGGAUCGAUUCUUUGAACUGAGCGAGCAGCAACAUGGCAAGAACCUGGGAAAGAGGAGAUAG
Molecule: messenger RNA, 930 nt
Organism: Zychaea mexicana
Lineage: Eukaryota; Fungi; Mucoromycota; Mucoromycetes; Mucorales; Lichtheimiaceae
Product: vacuolar fusion protein MON1
Exons: 9
Coding region: 1-930 (309 amino acids)
Biological process (GO): vesicle-mediated transport; protein targeting to vacuole
Cellular component (GO): Mon1-Ccz1 complex; fungal-type vacuole membrane
Source: RefSeq, a predicted model, not a curated record